This is a messenger RNA of Eucalyptus grandis, 2823 nucleotides long. RefSeq names its product pentatricopeptide repeat-containing protein At3g47530. Gene Ontology annotation, biological process: RNA modification. The transcript has a single exon. Gene Ontology annotation, molecular function: RNA binding; zinc ion binding; protein binding. The coding region runs from base 231 to 2108 and encodes 625 amino acids. Lineage: Eukaryota; Viridiplantae; Streptophyta; Magnoliopsida; Myrtales; Myrtaceae. The record is from RefSeq and is a predicted model, not a curated record.
CUAUAGCGAUUCGGUGCACGUUUCGCAGGAAGAAUCCUGUCUUGCCAACUUCCAUCGGUUCUUGUCCUAAAAUAUGGAGCAAGAACGCCUUCUCCAGCAUUCCUCGUCUUCGGUUCGAAACCCAUCACUCUCUCCGCUUUCGUCGCGGGGUUGAACCAGCCAGCGUCCUGCUUCGCCGGCGGCGGCCGGCGGCGGCGGAGGAACGUCAACCCACGAAGGGAAACGAGAUCAUGAGGCUGCUCGCAUCCCUCAAUUCCAGUCGCUCCGUCUCUCUUUCCUCUGCUGCUUCUUCUUCUUCGCUGGUUUCAGUACUGUCAACAGUCCUCGGUGCCCAACACGUGCGCCCGGCGAUUCCCUCUUCGUGCUCUCCGGGCGCGACGGAGCACUUGCUUUCUCUGAUCAAGUCGUGCGCCCACGACUCCCAUCUGCGCCAAAUCCACGCCCGCAUCCUCCGCACCCGCUCCCUCGAAGAACCCACCAUUUCCCUCCGCUUCUUGUCCCGCGCCGCGUCCUCGCCGUCCGGUGGCAUCACCUACGCCCGCCGCUUCUUCUCUCAGAUCAAGAACCCGUCCCUGGCCGAGUUCAACGCCAUGAUUCGGGCUUAUUCCGGGAGCGAUUCGCCCGCGGAAGGGCUCUACUUGUACAGAGAGAUGCGGCGGCUCGGCCAGAGGACUGACCCGUUGACCUCUUCUUUUUGCGUUAAAUCGUGUAUAAAGAUGGAGUCUUUGACGGGUGGGUUGCAGAUUCACGGAAGGAUUGUGAGGGACGGGCAUCAAUCCGACAGCCUUUUGCUCACUGCUUUGAUGGACUUUUACUCGAGUUGCUAUAAGAGCGAGGAAGCCUGUGCGGUGUUUGAUGAAAUGCCCGAGAGGGACACGGUUGCUUGGAACGUGUUGAUUUCGUGUUACUUACGUAAUCGCCGGACCCGUGAUGUGUUAGCAGUGUUUGAUGCUAUGACUGGUGGAGAGUGCGGGUGCCAACCGGAUGAUGUUACUUGCUUGCAUGUCCUUCAGGCUUGCAAUAGCUUGAACGCUGUGGAAUUUGGUGGAAAGGUCCACGAGUAUAUUGAGGAAAGAGGCUAUGGUGAUGCUGUCAAGCUUUGUAACUCUCUUAUUACAAUGUAUUCGAGGUGUGGAUCCAUGGAUAAGGCUUUCAUGGUUUUCAAGGGAAUGCGAGUUAAGAAUGUGGUUUCUUGGAGUGCUCUGAUUUCUGGUUUAGCCAUGAAUGGGAGGGGAAGAGAGGCAAUUGAAGCGUAUCUGGCGAUGCUGAGAGCAAAUGUUGUUCCUGAUGAUCAAACGUUCACAGGAGUACUUUCAGCUUGCAGUCAUAGUGGAUUGGUUGAUGAAGGAAUGUUGUUCUUUGAGGGAAUGAGCAAAGAUUUCAAAAUAAUGCCGAAUGUCCACCACUAUGGAUGUAUGGUUGAUUUAUUGGGUCGAGCUGGCUUGCUUGAUCAGGCCUAUGAACUAAUAAUGUCGAUGUUGAGCAAGCCUGAUUCAACGAUAUGGAGGACCUUACUUGGGGCCUGCAGGAUUCAUCGCCACGUUGCCCUUGGAGAACGUGCAGUAUGGCAUUUAACUGAACUGAAGGCUCAAGAAGCAGGGGAUUAUGUUCUAUUACUGAACAUUUAUUCUUCUGUUGGUGACUGGGAAAAGGUGACAGAAGUGAGAAAGUUCAUGAAAGAGAAUGAGAUUCAGACGACACCUGGGUGUACAACAAUCACGUUGAAUGGAAUUGUGCAUGAAUUCACUGUGGAUGAUGUGUCACACCUGCGGCAAAGUGAAAUUUAUACUAUGUUAGACGAGAUUGGAAGUCAGCUGAAGAUUGCUGGUUAUGUCCCGGAAAUAUCAUCUGAGCUGCAUAAUCUAAGCUCCGAAGAGAAAGGUUAUCGGCUUUCUUAUCACAGUGAGAAAUUAGCUAUUGCUUUUGGCAUCCUUGCAACUCCACCUGGCACAACUCUUCGAUUAGCUAACAAUCUCAGGAUCUGUGUGGAUUGCCACAACUUUGCCAAAGUCCUUUCAAGUGUUUAUGACCGGAUAGUAGUAAUCAGGGAUCGUUCUAGGCUUCAUCACUUUCAAGGAGGACAUUGCUCCUGCAAUGACUAUUGGUAGGGAUGAAUACUAAAGGUCAGAAGAUGCAACAAAUGUGCUCUAGCACAGGUACUCGAGAACAGUGGCAUUUGGCUAGACUUGGAUCAUUGACAUGGUGUGCACAGAGUUGGCUAGAGCACCAGUGAGUUUAUCUUGGGGAGACGUUCGGGAUUGGUAGUACGAGUGUCUAGGACCAUUGUAUUAUUGGAUGAGUGGUCUUAAAGCCUGAGAUGCCCGAACAGCUCCCUGUUCAUAGUUCCAUCGUCUGCAUUGCUGAACUGUAGCAACUAUGCAGAAGGAAUUCAUCCAAGCCACCUGAAAUUUUUUUUGAGAGGCACUUUGAAGGGGGGAAAUUUAUGCAGACAGGAUCUUACCUAACAUCUCCAGCAAAAAAGCACGUGACAAAGUAGCAAGAUCCAAGAACCGUUUUUGGAACAAUUAGUCUAUGAGGAUACACAAUCAGGACUAUGCUGGUUCAUCAACAUGACCCUGAAGAAAGCGAACUGGUAGCACAAGCACCUUGCAUAGGCAUUUGAAAGGUUGUCAAACUGCUUACAACGUACUCAGAUCUCAAUAAUGGCUGCGUUGAUGAGCUUGCAUCUUAUUUUACUUUGAGUGAUAUCAGAAUUGUUUGAAUUGGUCACAGGCUUGCAGCACCUGCAAGUGCACACGGCCUCAUUACAAGAUGGCUUUAUUUAAAAGCAACCUUUCUAUGCAUAAGGCUAUCAUUCAUAAA